AAAGUAGUAGUCAUAGAGAUGGUAGUAAUCAUUCAAUUCGCAGAAUUAGUAAUGGCGACAGACACGCGUGCGAGAGCUAUACCUGUUGGAGGAAAACGUUGUGUUGCUGGUGGCCCGAACGGGGUGAGUUGUGGAAAUAGUCAGCAUACGAAGGGAAUAUCUAUCCAUCAUUUUCCACACAAAGUUAAAGAUCGUGAGCGACAUUUGCUAUGGGUACGCUUCGUUCGCCGGCACCGGCCUAACUGGAAUCCAUCAGACCAAUCUGUUUUGUGUGGGAUUCAUUUUGACGAUGCCAGUUACACAAUGAGACGAGAUAUCGCAUUGUCACUCAGAAUGAAAGUUUAUUUAAAACCAGAUGCUGUUCCUUUGAUUGAUGUCGCGAAUAUUAGGGAAGAACAAGUCAGUUUGCCUCUCCAAGCUCGUGAAAAAAGACAGAUUCUUCGGAACAUGAUUCGAGAGAAGCGACAGGACGACCAUGUUGUUGAAGGAGACGUUAUUUUACAAUCGCAUGGACCAAGGGACCACGAAAGUGCCGAAGAAUAAAAGCCAAGCGAAAGAAACACGGCAAAAGAUGGCGAGGUUGGGGAAAAAAAUUGUGAAAAAUGCGGUGUUCGUCAACAAAAAAUCCUUAAAUUACAAAAGAGAAUUCACAACCUGAAGAAAAGAAGGGAUGAAUUGAAAGCCAAUGCCCAACAGGAAGUAAGUUUUGAUUCAGAUAUUGUGUCAAAUGGGUUUCAGAAGGCCCAGGCAGAAGGGAUGGAGCUAGGGGGUGCUGCUUCCUAGACUUGCUCAAAAAGCUGAAUGACCUUCUGACCAAGUAAAUAUUGUGAUUCCUGGUCUAAAGUUAUUUUUUUAAAUUUAAGGUUGGGUUCAAUAACAUAAUUGCCACAAAGUCAUUAGUAUUCAACUUGAAAAAUUUCUCACUACUUUUGAGACAUAGCACUAUUAAGUUUUUAUUUAACUGUCAAAUUUUCUUAUAAACCAGAUUGAUAUAAACAGUGUUUAAUCAGCUGUAAUGUACUUUGACUUAUUAUGCAGAUUACUGAAUAUGACGACAAUGAUGAUUUUGAUGAUGAUGAUGAAGAAGGUGUAGCAAGAAAAAGAACAUUUUCAGAGAUGAGUGAUAUUUUACCUCGUGACGAGACUGAAUUUGAAGAAUCAGAUACGGACUGGUCAAGCCAUGAAAAAACUGAAUUUUCAUCAGACGAAGAGGUCCUUGAUACUGAUGCAAAAUUUGAUAAAAAAAACAGAGUUGAGUAAGUAAACAUUAUACGCUGUGUAAAAAUUACAUGUCCAAGCAAAAACAAAAAUUGGAAGCAAAACAAAGUGGGAAAAGGAAAUUAACUACUCUUGGUUUCUCUUAAUGGUUAGCCCAAAUUCAUAGGGGAGGUGGACAGGGAGGGGUAAGAUAUGUGAGCUGAAUUUUCAUAAUUCCUGGGGAAAAAUUGCUGAAAAGGGUAGAGAACAAAAAGAACUGUUCUUGAACAUUAUACUAUGUUCAUUGAAUGAAAAUUUUACUAAAAGCAACGUCAAAGUUCACAUUAUUCUAUUGAAUGAAAUGCUGACACUCCAUUCUCCUUUUCAGUUGUAGCCCUGAGACUAAGCCUACUGAUGAGCCCAAAUUUAUUGUCUUCUUUGGUAUGCUGAUGGCACUAUUCAGCCAGUUCUGUUUCCAUUGUAAAGCAGAUAAUCCCAAUGCUGAGAUACAUCAAACAGGAUCAAUGGCAACUGUUACCCAGUCUUGCAGGCAGGGUGGCAAGGAGUUUAGGUGGAAAGUCAGCCAUUGCUGUUUGGAAAAGUUCCUGCAGGGGAUCUUUGAGUUUUUAUGAUGAAUUUUGCCAUUAUGACAUCUGGUCUUUCCAUAAGUCAAGUUAUUCAAACACAUUAGAUUAUUAGAAAUAUCGGUGCAUACUUCUUUUCUUCAUCAAAGAAAGUUUUUAUUUCCCUCUGUACUGUUGGAAUGGGACAAACAAUGCAAAUUACUAAUCGAAAAAGUGAAGGAUCUGAAAGGUGUCCAAUGGUCAGGAGAUGGACGUUUUGAUUCGAUGGGGCACAAUGCCAAAUAUGGUGCUUAUACAAUGUUCUGCAACUCCAUCUCAAAAAUUGUCCAUUUUGAAGUAGUACAGGUGAUAUACAUUCUUUCUAUAAAUAAAUAAAUAGAAUAUACCUAUCAGGAAUAUACAGUGAUGAGAGAUACUUGGUAUAAGUACAGCUUUAAAGUCUUUGAAUAUAAAGUAACUUGGUUGCGAUAUUCCAUUUUCAGGCCAAUCAAGCUGGGAGUUCCAAUGCAAUGGAAUUAUUUGGUGCAAAGAGAUGCUUUGAAUUUCUGAAGAAUGCUGGAUUGAAGACCUUCUUUCAUCAGUGACAGACACAGAAGCAUAGCAAAAUGGAUCCGCGAAUCAGAGCCAGAGACAAAGCACUUCCAUGACUUCUGGCAUGUAUCUAAAAGUAUAACAAAGAGACUCCUAGCAGCAAGUCAAGAAAAGGGAAAUGAAAUUUUGAAAUCAUGGAUGAAAGGAAUUCGAAACCAUUUGUAUUGGUGUGCUGUUUCCACAAAACAAGGCUUUGGAGAACUGAUUAUUGCAAAAUGGAAGUCGAUAAUGCACCAUGUUGCAGAUCAACAUUCAGACCAUCCAGAUCCCUUAUUCCAAAAUUGUGCACAUGAAGAAAUUGAGCCUCGUGACUGGAUACCGAAAGACAUGCAUUGGCUGCCAUGCAUUUCAAUGAAAAUAUUCAGAGGGAAAGAAAAAGGACUACUGAUGGUGAACUAUCCUACAAUGUGCUUUACCCAAAGUUCAAGCUUGGAGAAGAAGUAGUGCGUGUGGUUGCCAUUCCUCCAACUUAUAGUUAUGUUAACGAUAUCAAAGACAUUAUGCUGUCAAAAUCAAUACAAGACCUGAAAGAAGCAUUUGAGAAUUUUACCAGAGAUAUCCCAGAGUCACUGACAAGUCAGUUCACAGAACGACGUACAAAAGCUGAUACAAUCAGGUACCAAAAUGAAAGAAAGUCUAUACAGACUCCAUAUUAUCCAACAAUUGAACAGCAAGAAGAGCUGCAGUCACCAGCUUCUCCUGCCAUCAUUCCAAAGAAGACAAGAGCCCCACCCUCUUGUAAGAAAUGCAAGAAGCCAAAGUUGGGUCAUCCAAGAGACCACUGUCCAGAGGCCACAGUUGCCCCUCCAUCUGACUGAUCGGACUAAUAUUUUGCGUUUUUUUCAUUUAUAAUAUAUAUAUAUAUAUACUGUUUCCAGCAACUUUUUUCAUUAUAUAAAAAUAACAACAUGCAGUGACGUAUGGAAUGUACCUACCUUUUGCAGGUCACUGCUUUUCUUGAGCAGAGGCAUACCCUAUAGCUUCGGCUACUUGAUAUUUUUCCCUUUUAUGGUUGUAGAUGCAUGCUGGAAGGGGUCUUGUGUUGUCCCAGCCCAGAUAACCAAAAAUCCACCUUACUACCCAACGUUAUGCAUCUGCCCUCAAAUAUCUAAUGAUAAAUAAUAAAAAUGUCUUUAAUUUGAAUUUUGUUUCAUAACUUAAAUUGCGGAACUUUUUGCUGAUUCCAUAUUCUGAAGUUAUUUUAGAGAGUGUUCCAAAAACAUACCCCAUACUUGGUAAAUUUUUGGGACUGGUGUAGAAUCAUAAACCUCAAUAAGGCUUUGGUAGGAUUUUCGUGAAACAUUUCUUCUAAAACACAAUUUCUGACUGCUGAAUCCUAUUAGUACUAAGACUUCAUCGCCUUUGCUUUUUUGGGUUGUGCUUUAAUUGCAGGACUAAACAAAGUAUGCUUCGUUUGUAAUGGAAUAUCCAUCUUGUUGGUAACAGUGCAUUGGAAAAAAAGAUACAAGAGCACACAUACUGGUUUUUGCUUUGUCCUGCUUUUCUUUUGUAUAGUCGAUCAUUCUUGUCUUUCAAUAAGGGGCCAGUCAUCGUCAGUACGGCUUCAUUUGUCACUGCAGUGUAAUCUUCGUGUUGGAUUAUGCAUGAAAUGUCCUCUCUACCUUCAAAAGUCAAUUUGCCAUUAGCUUCAGCAACUUCUGUGCAGCAACGAAAUUCUAGGGCACCAACCAAACGAUCCGCUUUACACUUUCCACAGGAACACCUGCGUUAAAUACAACGAUAAAAUAUUUGAUGUGUCUGAGUAACACAGUAAUUUCAGUUUCCACCUCAUGACACACCUUCCCGACUGAUCCAGUCCGGAAAGGGCAGGGGCGGCUGGGAGUAAAUUUUUUUUGGUAUUACUUUUUCAAACGUAUGGAAGAGGCACGAAAAAGGAAAAUUAACAAUUUCUUUAUGAAGGAAUUUUGAACCUCCUCAGCUGGAGGGGUAU
This is a messenger RNA of Rhopilema esculentum, 4323 nucleotides long. Lineage: Eukaryota; Metazoa; Cnidaria; Scyphozoa; Rhizostomeae; Rhizostomatidae. The record is from RefSeq and is a predicted model, not a curated record.